Molecule: messenger RNA, 2260 nt
Organism: Beta vulgaris subsp. vulgaris (sugar beet)
Lineage: Eukaryota; Viridiplantae; Streptophyta; Magnoliopsida; Caryophyllales; Amaranthaceae
Product: WD40 repeat-containing protein HOS15
Exons: 14
Coding region: 416-1915 (499 amino acids)
Biological process (GO): regulation of transcription by RNA polymerase II
Cellular component (GO): histone deacetylase complex
Molecular function (GO): transcription corepressor activity; protein binding
Source: RefSeq, a predicted model, not a curated record
GGGUGGGUGGCCUAGACUUUGGCUUUUGGUGACCAAUCCUUUGUGGCAUAGUUAGGACGUAGGUCCUAGAUAUAUGUCAUCGUUUAACCAAAGAAGGAAGUAAAAUGCAACAAAUCGAGGGGAGGAAAUAUGAAUCGAGAAAGAAGGUAAUUUGUCAUGGGGGAGACCAAGGAGGCAUGCUGAGGUGAUAAAAAGAUGUUAUGGUAGCAUAGAUGGUUAACGUGGGUAUGCUGAACUUGGAGCUGAUACUUAGCUGGUUGAUUGGUGUGAUUGCGGCACAUAUGGUCGCCAAUGUUGCUUUACACACUCAGCUUUUGCUUUUGGGUAUGAGGCAGGGAUAAAUAACAGCAAAAUUGAUGGAAAUUUGGUUCCACCCAGUGCUCUAGUUAGGUUUGUCCAGAAGGGUCUUCAAUACAUGGAACUGGAAAUGAACCUCAGUUGUAGUGAUGUAGACAAGGAUGACAAUUUUGCACUUUUACAACCUUUGGAUCUCAUUACAAAGGAUAUUGAUGAGCUACAAAAGAUAAUCAAUGAGAAAAAAGAAAGUUUAUGGGAUCACAAGCAUAAAGAGAAGGACAAGGAUCAUGAGCAUGGUUGUGACAAUGUGCAUGAGAGUAAGAGGGAGAAUCAAAGAACAGAAAAAGGAGAGCAAGACAAAGAGAGGGCACAGAUUGACAGAGAACAAGCCAAGAGAAAGGAGAAGCCACAAGAUAUUCAAGCUGAUGUGAAAUUUCAUGAAGAUAAAUUUGGCAUCCAAAUUGAAGUAAAUGAAACUUCUGGAGGAGCUGCACCAAUGGAUAUAUCAAUGGAUACAGCCUCAUUACCUCGGGAAAUACCAUCCUCUGAUGUAACAGUUCUGGAGGGUCAUACCUCUGAGGUCUUUACUUGUGCAUGGAGUCCAGCAGGUUCACUUGUUGCUUCAGGGUCUGGAGAUGCUACGGCACGUAUUUGGCCAAUUGCUGAUGGGCCUUCUACCUCGAGUAGGCGUAAUGGACUUCUAAAUGUUGUGGUAUUAAAGCACUUUAGGGGCCGAACCAAUGAGAAUAUCAAGGAUGUGACAACACUUGAUUGGAAUUGGGAUGGGACACUUCUUGCUACGGGAUCUUAUGACGGACAGGCAAGAAUUUGGAGCAAAAAUGGAGAUUUGAGAAGUACUUUGAAUAAACAUAAAGGUCCAAUUUUCUCUCUGAAAUGGAAUAAGAAAGGAGAUUAUCUUCUUAGUGGCAGUAUUGACAAAACGGCUAUCGUCUGGGAUGCAAAGACAGGAGAGUGGAAGCAACAAUUUGAAUUCCACACAGCACCCACUCUUGAUGUUGACUGGAGAAAUAAUGUUUCCUUUGCCACAUGCUCCACCGAUAACAUGAUCUACGUCUGUAAGCUUGGGGAGAAUCGACCGAUUAGAUCUUUUUCAGGGCACAAGGGUGAAGUGAAUGCUAUUAAGUGGGAUCCAGAAGGCUCACUUUUGGCCUCCUGCUCCGAUGAUUGCACUGCAAAGGUAUGGAGUAUGAAGCAGAAUAUGUAUUUGCAUGAUUUAAGAGAACAUGCAAAGGAGAUAUACACCAUCAAAUGGAGUCCAACUGGACCAGGUUCCAGAAAUCCUAACCAGAAACCUAUUUUGGCAAGUGCUUCUUUUGACUCCACGAUAAAGCUAUGGGAUAUCGAAUUAGGAUCUCUUCUAUGCAGCUUGAAUGGUCACAGGGAUUGUGUGUACUCAGUGGCAUUCAGUCCUAAUGGAGAAUAUCUGGCAAGUGGUUCUUUAGAUAAGUGUGUGAACAUAUGGUCAGUGAAGGAAGGCAGAAUAAUCAAGACUUACACGGGACACGGAGGCAUUUUUGAAGUUUGUUGGAACACAGAAGGUGAUAAAGUAGCUGCUUGUUUUGCGAACAAUGUGGUCUGCAUUGACGUUCGGAUGUAAAUAAUGAAGCUUUUACUUCCAAUUGCUGGUUUGAUUUCCGCUAAUAGAUUAAGAGAUCGGCGACAGAUUUUGUUUAUCGUGACGAGUAAGAAAAUUUUACGGCAAUGUAUCAUUGUAAUAUGAGAUGUUGUGUUUGUGCUGUGGAUUUCUCUAGGGAUUGUGAUCAUAUAACAUGAUCAGGAACUCAUUCAACUCAUCUAAGUGGUGUUGCAGCUUGCAACUCUUCUAACAUGACGGGGAACUCAUUACAACUCAUCUAAUUGUAAUUCUUGGUUUCAGUAAUAAUUGAUUGUCAAUUCGAUAACUUGAUUUCAGUAUAAUGGAUUUGAUUACUUAUUUGCUCCC